GGGCGGCCCUAUGAGCAUGAUUUGUAACAUCACAACUAGUUUUGAAGCCGAUCCUGGUGCAAUAUUCAUCUUCCACAAGUGUGAUGUGGAAAUUGAAAGCCUCCAGUGCACAAACACUGAGAACGGAGUUCACAGAGAGCAUUGCGGAUGUCAAGGUCACAAUGAUGGAGCAGAAUAGAGAGACACUCUGAUCUGUGGCCAAUGCCGUCUGAGGGACUGUCUGGUUUUUAAGUCUGGCAUCGCAAGACCUGGAUCGUGGCAUUUUUGGCACAGGCCUGAGGGUAUGUUGAGACGUCUCGCCAAGCCAGAGCAGAGGCGUCUAGGUGGUUCAGACGGGGACUGAAGGCGAGGAGAAAAGACAGACAAGGGACCAGGUAGGAAGACAUGGGCCAGUGUGUCACCAAGUGCAAGAAUCCGACAUCCUCACUCGGCAGUAAGAGUGGAGACAAGGACAGCGGCUCCAAGUCUCACCACAAGAAAGGUGGCAGCACAGGCGGUGGUGGAGGCCACAAAGAGGAGCCCAGCGCCCCGUGUACCAAAGCCACCAGCGAGCUGUCAAAUGGCACCAAGGCCUUGGAGGUUACAGUGGAGACACCCGUCAUCCCUGCAGUGACGGGGGAACUGCGCAAGGAAGAGAGUCUGGAUGGAGACGGGCUGUCAAUGCUGCACAUCGAGGAGCUGUUCUGCUGCUACAAGGAUGAACAGGAAGAUGCCAUCUUGGAGGAAGGCAUGGAGAGGUUUUGCAAUGACCUGUGCGUGGACCCAGCAGAGUUUCGUGUGCUUGUUCUUGCCUGGAAGUUUCAAGCAGCCACCAUGUGCAAGUUUACAAGGAAGGAGUUUGUCGAGGGCUGCAAGGCCAUCCAAGCAGACAGCCUCGAAGGCAUCUGCUCACGUUUCUCCUUCAUGCUGCUGGAAGCCCAGGGUGAGGAGAACUUCAAGGACCUCUACCGCUUUACCUUCCAGUUUGGUCUGGACGCUGAGGAGGGCCAGCGCUCGCUGCAGCGAGAAAUCGCCAUCGCCCUGUGGCGCCUGGUUUUCACCCAGGACACACCUGGGAUCCUGGAGCACUGGCUGGACUUCCUGGCGGAGAACCCCUCAGGUAUUCGGGGCAUCUCAAGGGACACGUGGAACAUGUUCCUCAACUUCACCCAGGCUAUUGGGCCUGACCUGAGCAACUACAGCGAGGACGAGGCCUGGCCCAGCCUAUUCGACACCUUCGUGGAGUGGGAGUUGGAGCGCAGGAAAAGAGAGGAGGAACAGGCACUGACAGCAAAGGAGGAAGAGGGGAGGUGUACUGAGACAGAAUGUUCUCCCACCACAGACAGACUUGAAACAGAGGGAAGCCGCGGUUCACAGACGUGGGGGGGCCACUGACCAGGAAACGAGAAAUAUUUGUAAGAGAGGGAAGGAUAUGACCUAUAAGUGAACUGUACAUCUGUGAACCAUUGGAUGAAUAUUAGUAUUACCAUUACAGCUGUUCAUUUCUCUCUCCUUUUCUGUUGGGGUGGGAUUCCUGCUUUUGCAAUGUUUUCUUUUUUUUUUUUUUUUGUUUUGUUUUUUGAAAGGGCUCUAAGAACUGUUAUGUUUUAAGCACUUCUAUUUAAGUUAUUGUUUUACUUUUCCUCCCCCCAUGUGUGUUUUUAGUGAUUGGACCUGUGGUCCAUUCUAACCUUACACCUACCUACCAUAAUUCAACAGAGUUAGCUCAAUAAAGGCUUGGUUUAAAAACAGACAACAGAAAGCCAUAACCUUUUCACAUGAACACAUAUAGAUAAUUCAUUUUGACCUGGUAACACUGCUGAUAUGUUUUGUACAAGGAUAUAGAUAAUAAUAAUAAUAAUAAAGAAGAAGAAGGGAAAUUGGGACAACCUGUCUACAAAUAAUUUCUUACUACCAAAAGAUUUAUCCUGAGGGUCAGGGUCAAUGAAAUCGUCGUGGUUGGACUUAUCCUGUUAGAUUGUAUGCUUUUAUCUUGCAGUGCUGUGAGGAUGAAUUGGUUGCACUUUUAUUGCCUUCACAACUGUUGGCCUGCAAUGACAUGGCAAACAGCAAUGUAUUACAAUUCUUUCACAAGGGCAUUUUAUCUUUUGAAAAUAACACAAAUGACAAUUGCAUUUGUACCCUUAAUUCGUCAAAGUUGCAAUAUCCAUUUAAAAAUCUUGAGUUGAUUUCCAUGGUAACAGACCCACCCUCCUCUUCUGUGUUGAGUGUUUUUUGAAUGCUACUAGUGCGGCUUGUUUAAGCAAUCUGCUGUGCUCCCUUUGGACCCUGUCCUGUCAUCUACCAUUUUGAUGUCCACCUAUUUUCAAGAAGCGGUUAAGUGUAUAAAACACAAUGAUGCUGGCUUUUCUCAGAUGCCUCACUAAUCUCAUUUUGGAAAAUCUGUAACACACCAAAUCAGCUAAAGCUAGGUCUUGGUCAUUUCUGGAUAGAGGAUGCCCAAAACUGUGUUACAUUCAGGACUGUUACACUGGGCAUCACACAAAGCUUAAUAUUGUUUACGUCCGGGAGUUUAAGAAUUGUCACAACCCUGAACUACUGUACAAAAAAAAAAAAAAGUGUGCACACUUCACAAAUAAUGUUGACUGGUUGAUGGUUGUAAUGGAUUGCACAAAAAAAAACCUAUGGCAUGCUGGGUCGCUAUACUUGCAACACUUUGCAGAGAGAUUGAUGUCAACUGCAUUAUUUCCAUUUAAACCUUUUUUUCCAAACUGUAGAUUGAUUGUAAGUAUAGCCUAGGAUGUUUUGGGAUGAGUGAAUGAGUGUUAACUAGACAUGCUGGCUGAUCAAGAGUCUGUGAUAUGGGUCCAGUGUGGUAAGAGGGUGACCAUGACCUGAUUCGGUUUACAUCUACAAAUGGUUUUAUUUCAGACCCCCUUAUCCUUUUUAUAUAAAAUGUAUUGAUUUAUAAUAAAUAAAAACAGUGUUGAACUUUU
Thunnus maccoyii (southern bluefin tuna) is the source of this 2936-nucleotide messenger RNA. It is a transcript of the gene dcun1d3, whose product is annotated as defective in cullin neddylation 1 domain containing 3. Gene Ontology annotation, cellular component: ubiquitin ligase complex. Gene Ontology annotation, molecular function: cullin family protein binding; ubiquitin conjugating enzyme binding; ubiquitin-like protein binding. The transcript has 5 exons. Lineage: Eukaryota; Metazoa; Chordata; Actinopteri; Scombriformes; Scombridae. The record is from RefSeq and is a predicted model, not a curated record. Gene Ontology annotation, biological process: positive regulation of ubiquitin-protein transferase activity; protein neddylation. Bases 385 to 1374 code for a protein of 329 amino acids.